Molecule: messenger RNA, 3505 nt
Organism: Styela clava
Lineage: Eukaryota; Metazoa; Chordata; Ascidiacea; Stolidobranchia; Styelidae
Source: RefSeq, a predicted model, not a curated record
GUUGUAUUUAUAUAAACGUUAUGACUUGGACUGAAGUUCAAGCAAAGGUUGUUGUGCUGCUAUCUCUAUAUUCUGUAUGUUUUGCGAAUCCUCUGUCAAGGGGACAGUCUUUCGUCAUUGCAGAAAGUGAAGAAUUAGCGAGAGAGAAAAGACAUGCAUCGUCUUAUCAUGGACCAGAUGAGCCCCAUCACAGUUUGCACGUCACGAGUGUCGUCCAGUCAAGAUUUGCAAGAGUAUCGUUUGUGAAUAAAAUAGCGAACACUGAACGCUCAGCGAAAGAAGUUGUUUUUUCAGUAAGGCUUCCAGAAGCAGCCUUUAUCACAGAAUUCGACAUGAUUGUUGGCGGUGUGAAAUUUGUCGGGAAAAUACGAGAGAAGAAAGAGGCAAAAGAGCAGUACGAUCGCGCCGUCGAAAAGGGUAACACUGCGGGUCUGGUUGUUGCGGAUGUUCGGGAGACUCAGACCUUUGAUGUUACUGCCAAUGUGCCUGCUCAAUCAAGUGUGGAAUUUCAUCUUGUUUAUCAGCAACUAUUGAAGCGGAGGCUAGGGCAAUAUGAUCAUACAAUUAUGGUGAACCUGAGAGAGGUCAUUGAUCAUUUUGUGAUUGAUAUAUUCAUAACGGAAAGAUCCGGAAUUACAUCGAUAUCUACUACAUAUGCUGGUGAGGGUAGUGGAGCCAGAGACAAGGGUCUGAGAGGACGAGAUUCAGACGGUAUACUACAAGUCAAUACUGAUGUCAGAAGAAGCAAAUACCAGGCUAAAGUCACAUUCAAGCCAACACCAACCGAAAUGCGUCGUCUUAUAACUUUACCUGAAGAUGAACAAAAAUUUACUGUAAAUUAUGACGUUACUCGGGAAGAUUUAGGUGGAGAAAUUCAAACAAGAAACGGAUACUUUGUUCAUUUUUUUGCGCCAGAAGAUCUUCCAGUUUUACCCAAGAAAGUUGUUUUUGUGAUUGAUAGAAGUGGAUCGAUGUCCGGGAAAAAAAUCUCGCAAACCAAAGAUGCAUUUGUAUCGGUCAUAAAAGAACUCAAAGACUCCGACCAAUUCAACAUUGUGUCAUUCGCGAGCAGCCUAACUAUAUGGUCGGACACCGAGGCCGGUUUAGUUGACGUAACUAAAGCGAAUCUAAAUAACGCCAUUACACACGUAAACGGCAUUCGUGCUGCAGGAGGGACCGAUAUCAACAGUGCCUUAACAGCAGCUUCUGAAUUACUCUCUGGAGUAACGAUCGAUGACAAAGUUUCAGCAAUGAUAAUUCUUUUAACUGAUGGUAAUCCGACGUCGGGAAUUACAAGAAUAUCUAGUAUCCGAAAAUAUAUAAAAGAAAAAAUUGCAGGACGAUUUUCUCUGUUUUGUCUUGGAUUUGGCGAUGAUUUGGAUCAUGACUUUUUAAAACGAAUGGCAAAUGAAAACGACGGAAUAGCCAGAAAAAUUUAUGAAGAUUCCGACGCCGACUUACAAUUGGAAGGAUUUUUUCAAGAAGUUGCGACACCACUUUUGCUCAAUGUCAAAAUGACUUAUUUAGGUGUGAACUUGGCAAACAUCAGUCAAACAGAUUUUAGCAAAUUCUUCAGAGGAUCUGAAGCUGUUGUUGUUGGAGCAAUAGCCAAUGGCGAUGACAAAACGAAAGUUGUUGAAUCAACGAUCAAAGGAACAUCUAAGGAUGGUGAAGUAGAAUAUAAUGUAAAAAGCAAAGAAUUAGAUAAAACAUUUCAACACUGGCACAAAGAAACUGGCGCAUUUGAAGAUUUUAUAGAACGUUUAUGGGCGUAUUUCACAAUACGCGAUCUUUUGGAAAAAAGAACUUUAUCCUCAAGUCGAAGAGAAGUUUAUCAUAUUACAAGUGAAGCAUUACGCUUAGCUCUGAAAUACAGUUUCGUGACUCCUCUCACAUCGAUGGUGGUUACAUUACCUGAAGAUGAAAUAACAACAACCCCUGCUAGGCCCACAAUAAUUCCAACAAUACCUCCGUGUUAUCAUCGAGGUGUAGUCAUUCCUCGACGACAUUUGCUUCUACGACCUCCUAUAUGGUGCCCCUAUAUCUUGUCAGUGGCAAGAGAUAGCAGCUCGUCAGAUAGUGGAAGGGACUCUUCCUCUACCAAAACCCUUUCCGGAAGAGUCAUAGGUGCUCGACCUUCAGGGGCCCGAAGACCAGGAAGGAGACCUCCUAGUGCGACGCAACGUGGUUUACGUCGAGAUUUCGGUGGAGGUUUCAGGAGGUUUCGGCAAGCUCUACCAAGACCCAGACAACCUGGUCAACCAGGACAACCUGGUAAAUCAGGACAACCUGGCCAAUCAGGACAAGCUGGUCAAUCAGGACAACUUGGUCAAUCAGGUCAACCAGGAAAACCAACGACAGACAUAGGAAUCUGGAAUAAAUGUAGUGGAAAACUCGACGACGAAAGCGGUACAAUACAACUGCCGCAUGACAUUAGGAAGACUCCAUUUCAAUGUGAAUGGAAGAUUGAAUUAUCAGAAAAUAAUUGGAUGGACUUAAAAGCGGAAACUCUUAACACUACUCAAAACCAAGUGAUCGUCACAAGCCAGGGCAAAACUAUUCUAGAACAUAAAGGUGGAAUCUCCGAGAUGAAAUCCCUGUCGAUACAGCAUAACACAGCGACUGUUUUGUUGACAGUUUAUCCGAAAGAUGAUCGAUGGCCAGGAAUUGUGAUUUCUUACAAUGAAUUCAAUCCAGAUCGUCCAGUGCAACAGAUUGUCACACCGAAGGAACCUGAAUUUGCCCUGAAUCAAUCUAUGAAGAAUUGUGGUGACGAUGUUUCAUCUUCUGAUAGCAAAGAAGGCAUCAUCACAUCUCCUGAGUAUCCAAAAAUGUAUUCAGACAACGCAUAUUGCAUAUGGAAUUUUGCCAACACAGAUUCGAGUCACAAAUUGCGUUUAACCAUCAUUGAUAUAGAUAUAGAAAUGGGAUCAGGAGAUCAAUGCAAUCACGAUAAAUUAGUUAUCAAAAAUGGGGAGAAUGUGCAACAAAUCUGUGGAUACAACCUGCCAGAUGAAAUCACGACAUCGGAUGAAAAGAUAUCGAUUGCAUUUUUGAGUGAUGAUAGUUUGGGAGCUGGUGGUUUCAAAAUGCGAUACCGAUUUAUUCCUAAGUAACAGUUUCUCCUUAUCAUUUUGUCGAUUUUACAAAAUAAUCAGUAAAGUUAAUUUGAUGUGUUCUUGUUUUCUUUUUUCAAAAUGUUAUAACAACCUGUUUUAUGUUUUCAACAGCUACCAGUUAGAUUCUAAAAUUUUCACAAAUGAUCAUAGUAAUAAAUCGACUAAAUUUAUUUUUAAAAAUAUUUGUACAUGUGAAAGAAAAUACUUUUGCUGUUUUUAUAAUAUUACAUCCAAAAUAUUUUAGUGGGAGAGGAAUAAAUACUGGGCAUGUAUAGUAAUACUUGAAAUUUUUGUGAAACACAAAGAAUUGCCAGUACUCGUAUUGAAAUAUUUUUCUUCUAAUUGCUAUGCCUCAUUUAUGCCUGCAUUGCUUUUAUUGGAUAUAA